UGGAGAUAAGUACAGCAAAGCUGAAGGAAUAAACAUGAGAAGUCGUAGUAAUUCUGGAGUUAAACUUGACAAUUAUGCACGAAUGGUCACAAAAACCAUCCUCUGUCACCAGGAUCCAGUGACAGGGUUGCUUUCCGGUAGUGCUGAUCUGCCUCACAGCUGGGUGCGAGACAAUGUUUACAGCAUCCUUUGUGUGUGGGGUCUAGGUCUGGCGUACAGAAAAAAUGCUGACCGAGAUGAAGACAAGGCCAAAGCUUAUGAGCUGGAGCAGAGUGUGGUUAAGCUCAUGAGGAGCUUGCUGAUGUGUCAGAUGAGGCAGCUGGACAAAGUGGAAAAGUUUAAGUACAGCAAGAGCAUCUCCGACUCUCUGCAUGCCAAGUACAAUACGGGUACUUGUGCCACUGUGGUGGGGGAUCACCAGUGGGGACAUUUACAAAUAGAUGCAACAUCCAUCUUUCUACUCUUUCUGGCACAAAUGACAGCUUCAGGACUGCACAUUGUGCACACCCGUGAUGAGGUGGAUGUUAUCCAGAAUCUAAUCUUCUACAUUGAAUCAGCAUACAAAGUAGCGGAUUUUGGAAUGUGGGAACGAGGAGAAAAGACAAAUCAAGGCAUCCCUGAAAUCAAUGCCAGCUCUAUUGGAAUGGCAAAGGCAGCUUUGGAGGCCCUGGAUGAACUGAACCUUUUUGGUGCCAAAGGUGGACCCGAGUCUGUUGUUCACACUUUAGCUGAUGAGAUACAGCGCUGCCAGUCUAUCCUCAACUCCAUGCUGCCGAGAGCCUCCACAUCUAAAGAGGUGGACGCAGGAGUCCUGUCCAUCAUUUCAUAUCCAGCAUUUGCUGUUGAAGACAUGAAUAUAGUGAACAUGACUAAGGAGGAAAUCAUCUCGAGACUGCAGGGCAGAUAUGGAUGCUGUCGUUUUCUUAGAGACGGACACAAAACUCCCAAAGAGGAUCCCAAUCGUUUAUACUAUGAAUCAUCAGAAUUGCAGCUGUUUGAGAACAUUGAGUGUGAAUGGCCAUUGUUUUGGACAUACCUCAUCUUAGAUGGGCUUUUUAUCAACAGUCCUGAACAGGUACAGGAGUACAGAGAUGCCUUAGAUGGAAUUCUCCUAAAAGGAAAAGAUGGUUUGCGUCUAGUUCCUGAGCUUUACAGUGUUCCUCCAGAUAAGGUGGAGGUGGAAUAUGCCAAUCCUCACACUGUGGAACGAGUGCCAGUUGGCAGCUGUCCAUUAAAAUGGGCCCAGUCUCUGUACAUAUUGGGUAACUUACUGGCAGAGGGGUUCCUGGCACCUGGAGAGAUUGAUCCACUCAACAGACGCUUCUGCACCAUACCAAAGCCUGAUGUUGUGGUUCAGGUGUCAAUCUUAGCAGAAACAGAGGAAAUCAAACAACUUCUACAAAACCACAGUGUUGAAUCUGAGACCCUGGAGAACAUUCAUCCUAUCAGAGUUCAGCCUUCUCGAGUUCUUAGUCAUAUCUAUGCCAGACUUGGACGCAAUCAGAAACUAGGUCUCACUGGGAGGCCGUACAGACGUAUUGGUGUUCUAGGGACGUCAAAAUUCUACAAGAUACGGAACACCAUCUUCUCCUUCACCCCUCAAUUCAUCGACCCCCAGGAGUUUUACCUGGCCCUGGAUAACAAGAUGAUUGUAGAGAUGCUCCGUACUGACAUCUCCUACCUCUGCUCAUGCUGGAGAUCGACUGGCAGGCCUACAGUUACUUUUCCCAUCUCACAGAGCAUGCUUACUGAUGACCGCAAAGACAUUGACCCUGCCAUUUUAGCUACCCUAAAAAAGCUAGAUGAUGGCUACUACGGGGGAGCAAGGAUAAAGACUGGGAAGCUUGCAUCAUUUCUAGACACGUCCUGCUGUGCUCACCUCACAUUCAUGGACUGUGAGGUAGACGACUUGGCAGUGUAUCUGGACCAGCUGCUUGCCAUUCCCCAGCAGAGUCCCAUCAGUGCCACUAAAGGAGGACUCAACCGCUUCAAAGCUGCAGCCAAUAAAACUCUAGAGAUGCUGUCAUUGGUGCACAAAGCCCAAGUCCUGAACAUUCACAAUGUGCACUUGUACCUCCCCACUAAACUGUUUCAUGACCCACCACCAGUCCUCCAGCUAAUAAAUAAUGAAAGCCAGGUUCCUCAAGCGGAGGAUGUUCCUAAAAUAAACCUACCCAAAGAUGUAAAUGGUUGUAUUGACUAUUCUGCCCUGGUGCAGAUGCUAAAACAAAGCCUAAACCCCCAAGAUCAGGCUGAUAUCCUUUACAUCUUUUAUAAAGACAAAGGCAUGGACUGGGAUACCAGGCUGCAUGGGAAAGGCUGGACAGUGAGGCGACUUUUAAGUGACCUCUAUGAGAAGGCAGGCAACAUGAGACACUGGGGGCUUAUUAGAAUGGUCUGUGGCAUGCUCCGCAGGAAAGUGGAGGAACUGGAUGAGGCUUGUACAGACUUGCUUGCUCACCAGAAACACCUGACAGUGGGUCUUCCUCCUGAACCACGAGAGAAAACUAUAUCAGCCCCUAUGCCCCCAGACAGACUGGCCAAACUAAUAGAUGAGGCUAGUGAGAACAACCUUACCAUUGCAGUCCUCACUCAGGAAAUAAUGGUGUACUUGGCAAUGAUCAUCAGAACCCAGCCUAAAAUUUUCAGUGAAAUGUUCCGGCUCCGCAUCGGCCUGAUCAUCCAGGUUAUGGCUACUGAACUGGCUCAGUCUCUUAAAUGCUCUGGUGAGGAGGCCACAGAAAGUCUGAUGAACCUGAGCCCAUUUGAGCUGAAGAAUCUUCUUCUACAGAUCCUCAGUGGCAAAGAGUUCAGAGUCCAGAAGAGCAUUCGCUCAAAUGGAAAUGUUGUGACCCCAGCAAUCUCUAUUCAUGACAAAAACAAGUCUGGUUCUACUAAAGAUAAAUUAAAAGGAAGCAGUCAUCCGAAGGCUGACAUUAAACUGCCCUUAUCAGUGCAUUCACUGAAUAUGGAUAAUGCUGAAUCAGAGAGGUAUAGACUACCACCCAUUGAGUCAUUUCAGGGUUCAGUAGGAACUACAGUGCAUGACAGCAAACAUGGCCAGUGGCUUCGCCGUCGCCGAUUAGAUGGAGCGCUUAACAGGGUACCAGUUGGCUUUUACCAAAAAGUCUGGAAGAUCCUACAAAAGUGUCAUGGGCUCUCCAUUGAAGGCUAUCUCCUUCCAUCAUCAGCUACUAGAGAGAUGACUUCAGGAGAGAUCAAGUUUGCAGUAUGGGUGGAGACCGUGCUAAAUCGUGUUUCUCAGCCUGAGUACAGGCAGCUGCUGGUGGAGACAAUCCUGGUACUGACAAUGCUGGCUGAGGUGGACAUCCAAAGUAUUGGAAGCACUAUUCAUGUUGAAAAGAUUGUGCAAAUUGCCAGCGACAUGUUCUACAAAGAUCAGAAAGACCUAGGGGCAGAAGAAACCCUUCUGGAGAGAGAUCAUUCCACUGGAAUCUGCAGGUUACUGUAUGAUAGCGCCCCCAGUGGCCGCUUUGGCAGCAUGACAUACUUAUCUAAAGCUGUAGCCAUUUACGUCGAGGACUUUCUACCAAGCGGUUCCUGCGCACUUCAGUGAGGUGUUUGUUACUUUAACUAAUGCAAAGUAGUUACAAGUCAUUAAGUUCUGUGUGGUUUAUAGCCAUGAAUGGUAUAAUCCAUUCUUCACCUUAAUAUCAGUACCAGUCUUGUUAGUGUUUUUACUGUCAGUUUUGCAUUCCCUCUCACUGCUUAAUCAGUACUAUUUGCGUUUUUAGUUUUUGUAAAAUGCUGAUGUCACAUAGAAGUGGAAAUGAGUGAUUUAAGACAUCAAACUCUGGGUUUAGUUAGGCUUCCUGUGACGUCACCUAUAAAUUACCCUGCAUGUUCAUAAUGUGCAGGUCAGUCCAAAGUUAAAAUGUGUAUGAAACUAUGCCAUGUCUGACAAAUAAUGUUGUGAAAAUGGGUUUUUAAACACAGACACAGUCACUUAAUCUUUACAUGUUAAGCCAACAACUGACAAUCUACUUUAAUGGCACAGUUAUCUGGGUGUGCAACCUUCUGGUAUUGAACACUUAAUUAUGCUAUUUUUGUCCAGUAACCUCAUAACUCAGUGUCCUACAGUUUCUGCAUAUUGUACUGUGUUGAAGAAAUAGUCAGUAUGUUUCUUUUUAAAUAAAUAAAUAAAAAAACAA
Trichomycterus rosablanca is the source of this 4172-nucleotide messenger RNA. It is a transcript of the gene phka1b, whose product is annotated as phosphorylase kinase, alpha 1b (muscle). Gene Ontology annotation, cellular component: phosphorylase kinase complex. Gene Ontology annotation, molecular function: calmodulin binding. Lineage: Eukaryota; Metazoa; Chordata; Actinopteri; Siluriformes; Trichomycteridae. The record is from RefSeq and is a predicted model, not a curated record. The coding region runs from base 35 to 3577 and encodes 1180 amino acids. Gene Ontology annotation, biological process: glycogen metabolic process. The transcript is spliced from 32 exons.